AUGUCGGAAAAUAGUGAUAUCAACAACAACAACAACAUUGACAGUGAUCACGAUGAUAAUGAUAACAGCAAUAAUAAUACAGAGAUAGAGAAAUCUGCAAAUGUACCACAGUUGGACUAUGUAGAACAUGAUGAAAUAUUAGAUCUUACAGGACAACCUCAUGACUUUAUUGGUCAAGGUUAUUCAUUACCAGAGACAUUAACUAAACUAUGCCUUAGACAGAAUCUUAUAGAGGAAAUCGAAGGUGUUGAUACUCUAGUUUCAUUGGAAUCGUUGGACUUGUACGACAAUAGAAUAAAAAAUAUUAAAAACUUGAAUAAUCUUCAUAAUUUAACAUAUCUUGAUAUAUCAUUCAAUGAAAUCAGAGGAAUUGAGAAUCUCUUUGCAAAAGAACUACCAAAGUUGAAGGAUCUCUAUCUUGCUAACAACAAGAUAACAGAGAUCAUCAAUCUAGAUCAAUUAGAUACUUUAACAAAUCUUGAAUUAGGUUCAAAUAGAUUAAGAGAAAUUAAAAAUUUAGAUAAUCUAACAAAGAUUGAAACAUUGUGGCUUGGUAGAAAUAAGAUUACAGAGAUAAAGAAUAUUUCACAUAUGACACCAUUGAGAAUCAUGUCGAUACAAUCGAAUAGACUGACAAGAGUUGGUGAUGGCCUUGUCGGACUGACCAACCUAACUGAACUGUAUCUCUCACACAACGGUAUCACCGAUAUCGAUGGUCUGCAAACAUUGACACAACUUCAGAUUCUCGACAUCUCUGCCAAUAAGAUUAAGAAACUGGUUGGCAUCGACAAGUUGACCCAACUCGAAGAUCUAUGGUGUAAUGAUAAUGAAUGCGACGAUAUGGAUAACAUAGAACAACAGAUUCACAAACAAAUUCAAGUUUUAUACUUUGAGAGAAAUCCAUUGGCUCAACACCAACAAUAUAGAAGAAUAUUUAUCAAUAUGUUCCCACAACUUAAACAAUUGGAUGCUACUUUAGUUAAAAGAGUAUAG
Heterostelium album PN500 is the source of this 993-nucleotide messenger RNA. RefSeq names its product Protein phosphatase (gene pprA). The record is from RefSeq and is a predicted model, not a curated record. The transcript has 5 exons. Gene Ontology annotation, cellular component: cytoplasm. Bases 1 to 993 code for a protein of 330 amino acids. Gene Ontology annotation, molecular function: protein binding. Lineage: Eukaryota; Evosea; Eumycetozoa; Acytosteliales; Acytosteliaceae.